AUGUCUGACGAACAGUUGGACUUUUUCCUUGCACGUUUCGUCGCAGAAGUGAGAAAAACAGAUGGCGCUGAAUACCCUGGGAGAACUAUAUAUGAAAUGAUAAGUAGUAUUCAGGCUUAUUUACGUGUUGAGUGUAAGCGUGAUGUAACUUUAAUUGACAAAACAGCUCGUGUAUUUAGAAAUUUAAACUCGGCUUUAAAUUUUGUAAUGAAAGAAAGAGCCGGGCAGGGUAUUGGGGUGGAGACAUCGCAAGCUAAAUUUAUUACGGAAGAACAAGAAAAUUAUUUGUGGGAACAUGGCUUUUUAGGUUCCACGAACGCAGCGUUGCUUAGAGAUACUUUAGUUUUUGUGUUCGGCUUACAAUUUGCUUUAAGGGCUGGGCAAGAGCACAGAAACUUGAGGCGUGAAAACUCGCAACUUUCCCUACAAGUUGACGAAUUCGGUGAUGAAUUCUUGCAAUAUAACGAGGAUAUCAGCAAAACUAACAACGGUGGAUUGGCCCAUUUGCGUACUAAACGCAAAGUUGUUCGGGCAUAUAGGAAUUUAAAAAAUCCAGAGCGUUGUCCGGUUGAGCUCUACAAGAAAUAUUUAUCUCACGUUCCCACAACUACGAGCGAUAACGCGUUUUAUUUGCGAGCUUUGCCAAAACCAAACGGGCAGAUUUGGUAUUAUAAAAAAGCUGCGGGUAGAGAAACGUUAGGAAAUGUCGUGAAGAAUAUUAUGAAAAAUGCUGGGUUUGAGGGGUAUUUUACAAAUCAUUCUCUGCGUCGUAGUUGUGCUACAAGACUGUACGAUGCCGGAUUCCCCGAACAAGUAAUUCAGGAGACUACAGGCCAUCGGUCGUCUGAUGGGAUUAAAGCUUAUAAAUGUACCUCGUCUUCGGUUAAGCGAAAAGCUAGUGAACUAUUGCAAGGUGAUCAAUGUACUUUUCCGGAGGGUGAAAGAGGUGUAAAAUGCAAAUAUGGCGCUAGAGAUUUGUAUGAAAACUUUAAUGAAUCGAGUAAAAUGUGUGAGAGUGUUACGUGUGAGGUUGGAACGAGUGUAGAAUGUAAAACCAAGACAGAUGUGAAACCGAAUUUUGAUAAAGUAGUGUCUAACUGUGAUCAGUCCAUUGUUAUUAACACAGAUUGCACAAAGAUAGUUGUUUCGUACAAAUGA
Paramuricea clavata is the source of this 1158-nucleotide messenger RNA. The record is from the annotation of a GenBank genome assembly. NCBI's taxonomy places the organism in Eukaryota, Metazoa, Cnidaria, Anthozoa, Malacalcyonacea, Plexauridae.